Molecule: messenger RNA, 1002 nt
Organism: Macroventuria anomochaeta
Lineage: Eukaryota; Fungi; Ascomycota; Dothideomycetes; Pleosporales; Didymellaceae
Exons: 1
Coding region: 115-951 (278 amino acids)
Source: RefSeq, a predicted model, not a curated record
GACCGACACAAUACAUCUCCGUUCCCGCCAGACCAGAUACUCUGUUGACAUUCAGCAGCGAAGAACAAAUACGAAGCCUAAACCCAACUUCCAGAUUUACUCACCACUGCCGAAAUGGAGCUGUUGCGAGAUUUCGCGACUUCCUCGUGCUUGUCGCAGGAGACUUACGGAACCAUGCAACAGUCGCAGUCCGACUUAACGAUUCCUCUUUCCACCUUGCAAGGAUUCAUCCAUUUACACACCGAGCAAACCUAUAUCCUCGGACGACGAGUGCUUCAUCUGCAAGGAAACAUUCACCACCAGUCUUCGCGAUGUGACUGCCUAUCAAACCAUACGUCUGGAGUCCUGCCAACACAUCUUUGGCCACGCUUGCUUCCUGAAGUGGAUCAAUCGGUCAUCAACGACAUCUCAAGCAUCAAACUGUCCUUGCGAUAUUGCACUACGCCGCUCCGACAAGCCCCCGAAUCGCCUCUACGCAAACGAUAUCGAGCCGUGGUCCUGUUCAUCUUUUCGGCCUACCCUCCCCUCAUUCUGGCCGAUGGUGCCGUUAAGUUGCUUCUCGGAUGCGGGCUACGUAUUCGUCCAGCAGAGUCCCGACUUCAGCGCGCCUAUCAGGUGUUGAUGGAAUUUCAGCUUUUGAGAUCUAUAGCUAUGUGUCACGGUUCAGGGUGCUCCUGCCUGUCGAACCUCACCUGCCAUGAGAGUGACUGCCACGUCACACUAGCGUUGUUUACAGCUACUCACCUAUAUGUACUGUCCGUAGCUUCACCCAAUACAACCUCAGUUCAAUCCGUCAAUUCUUCCCAUAUGCGCAUUGUCCACGCUUCCCGACACUAUGUAUAUGAUCACAAUUGUGGUGCUGUUGCAGGACGCAGUGUCUUAUCUCACACCAUAACUUAUGACUCACGUUUUCAAGGAUUCCAUCAUCGCAUUGAUUGGAGAAGGAAGUAGACUCGCCUUAGACUUGGCGAUCUGCCUAGAGACGUUGAAAGCCGGUCUUGA